UUGUCAGCCCUAAAAGAACUGUGGUCAUGCUAUAAGGAUGGAUCACUUCAAGAAAACAUCAGAAAAGUUCUGAAUGACAUAAAAGAAGUCAGAGAAGUGUUUAAUGGACAGGAGAUUGACGUGGAAGUCACCAUUGACGAGGAUGAAUACAGGGAUGCAUGCUGGGACGCCGUUCUCCUGCAAAUGGCGGAUCGAUACAAACCGACUGAGGAGAGUUCCUCUGUAGGCAGAGCACAUAGGCACUCAUCAUGUGACAUGGAUUUACCCAGAGUUAGCAUGACCGAGCUGGCCUGGAGCGAUUGGAUUAACGUUAAAGAAAUCUACAACAAAUCAAGCACAGAAUCGAGUAAGAGGAGAAAAGCAGAAAAGAAGGUUGCCGAGCUAGCACGUGAGUUACACAUCCUUGAGAACGAGAAACAGCCCUUAGUAAGUGAAAGGAUUGUUCAGUUACAGAGCGAAUUACAAAGAAUCCAACAUGAACGAGAAGAAGUGAACAGGGAAAAUGUGAGUUUGAAGAACAAGUUGGACGAAGUAGCAUCGGAACCGCUUGCAGAACAAGAGCUUCUCAGUAAUCAGUUAGAUCCUUUGUGGGAAAACAAACCAGAAGAAUUGUUAGAGGUAUUUCAACAUCUGAAGAAACUACCAUGGCAUAAACUUGAUAAUGCAAGUAAAAUGAAUCUCACCUCAUGUAUAGAAACUAUGAUGUCUUUGGUUUCUGAACGACUUGUUAACCAUCCUGACCUGAACACUGAUGUAUUGAUUCAAGUGAUGCAGGAAAAUUCCAAGGUAUUGCAAGAAUUACCAUGGUACAACCUUGAUAAUGCAAGUAAAAUGAAUCUCACCUCAUGUAUAAUAACUAUAAUGACUUGGAUUGCUGAGCAACUUGCUAACCAUCCUGACCUGAGCACUGAUGUAUUGAUUCAAGUGAUGCAGGAAAACACUAAAGUACUGGAGAAACUACGAUGGCAUCAACUUGAUGAUGGAAGUAAAAUGGAACUGAUCUCAAAUAUAGAAACUAUGACGACUUGGGUUGCUGAGCAACUUGUUAACCAUACUGACCUGAGCACUGAUGCAUUGAUUCAAGUGAUGCAGGAAAACACUAAAGUACUGGAGAAACUACCAUGGGGCUACCUUAAUGGUGAUAGUAGAAUGAAGCUUAUCUCACUUAUAGAAACUAUGACAACUUGGGUUGCUGAGCAACUUGUUAAACAUCCUGACCUGAGCACUGAUGCAUUGAUUCAAGUGAUGCAGGAAAACACUAAAGUACUGGAGAAACUACCAUGGGGCUACCUUAAUGGUGAUAGUAGAAUGAAGCUUAUCUCACUUAUAGAAACUAUGACAACUUGGGUUGCUGAGCAACUUGUUAAACAUCCUGACCUGAGCACUGAUGCAUUGAUUCAAGUGAUGCAGGAAAACACUAAAGUACUGGAGAAACUACCAUCCGAGAACAUUGAUAAUGGUAUU
This is a messenger RNA of Exaiptasia diaphana, 1464 nucleotides long. RefSeq lists its product as uncharacterized. Lineage: Eukaryota; Metazoa; Cnidaria; Anthozoa; Actiniaria; Aiptasiidae. The transcript is spliced from 2 exons. The annotation marks the transcript as partial. The record is from RefSeq and is a predicted model, not a curated record.